Molecule: messenger RNA, 1779 nt
Organism: Cuscuta epithymum
Lineage: Eukaryota; Viridiplantae; Streptophyta; Magnoliopsida; Solanales; Convolvulaceae
Source: the annotation of a GenBank genome assembly
AAUUAUGCAGUUUUCCCUACACCCAAUCUAAAACGCCAGCCGUCCUUGAGUUCUCAAAUACAAAAAUGUCAGCUUCCAUAUUUUUUGGCUCUCACGGAGCUUCAAUUUUCCGGAACCAGCUCUACCGCUGCCCACGCAUUGCAUCCCCUUUCCUCCUCGCCAACCGAAUCGUAUUGUUACGCGGCCACUGCUCGUCCGCAUCCGCGGCCGACUGUGUCCUCACAUUUCCAGUCGAGAGUUCUGAAAGUGAUGUCAAUGUUCGGCACCCUUGGCCAGAAUGGAUAAAUUUUGUUGACUGUUUGAAGACCAAAGGUUACUUACCUAAAAUCUCCGAUGCUUCUUCUUCUGUCGUUACCAUGAGCGAAGGGAGCGGUGAUGUGUCUGUUUAUAGAGAAACGAAUAUAUUGAAGAAUGCUUAUCUAAAUUUCGCUCGUGACCGUUUUGACAUUUUGAGUAACUGCUUGGCAUCCAUCAUCAGUAUAAAUGCAAAUAUUAGAGCUCAAAACGUAGAGGAAGAUGAUUCAAUUACAUUUGGUAACACGAAUGUUGCCUACCCAUGAUAUGCAAGCAGUGGUUCAAAAGGGAUGUCCUAAUCUAUUCCGGAAGGCUGUUAAUUCUGCAAAAAGGUUGAGAGUGUAUCUACAGCUCAAUGAAAGACAUGCAUGUGAUGCAUGCAAUUUGCGGGGCUCAUGUGACAGGGCUAAUGUAAUAUUAAAAGAAUCUGAAGGAUCUGCACGUACAGUUGAUAUUGUACGUCUACUAGUUUUGUAUGCGUUGGAUCCACUUGUAACAUCACGGGAGGAGAAGCCUCCUCCCAGAAGAGAACAAAUUGAAGCAUCUGUCAGAAAAUUGCUGUUGGAGUUGGUUGAGCUGAGUGAAACACCAAUAGACCCUAAACUAACAAAGCCUAUUCCCAUAACUUCUCCUGAAAUGGAACGAAGUACUGGUUACAUGGUUGACAAAGGCUUGGAAAGUGAUGAACUACAUGAACACUUAACGGGUCACAAGAAUAAGUUUAAUUCAGUAAGUUAUGGAAACAAUCCAAGGAUAAGUACAUGGAAAAAGGUUGGCAGGGACAAUGUUAAUAUGAAAAAAGGAGAUUGGAUAUGCUCCAAGUGCAACUUUAUGAACUACGCCAAGAACAUGCAGUGUUUGGAAUGCAAAGCAGAGGCAUCAAAAAGAUUUUUUGGUGAUGAUAUUGAAAUGCGAAAAGGAGAUUGGAAGUGCAUAAAAUGCGAGUUCAUAAAUUUUGCCAGCAGAAGUAGCUGUAGAAUUUGCACUGAGCCACAGCCCAAUCAACAACCAAAUCUAAGUGAGGACAGACCGAAGAGAUUACUCGGUAAUAAUGAUACUGAAAUGAGAAAAGGAGAUUGGAAGUGCACAAAAUGCGAGUUCAUUAAUUUUGCCAGCAGAAGUAGCUGUAAAAGGUGCACAGAGCCACAGCUCAAACGUGGGCUGAAUCCCGGGGAGUGGAAUUGUCCCUCAUGUGACUUCUUGAAUUACAGAAAAAACAUGGUAUGCAAGAAGUGCAAUCAUGAGCGCCCCAGAGAGUUGCAGACUUAGAAACGAUAUGAAGAGCAGCUAUGGAAGAAGCCUCCUUGUUAAGUCGCUAUACUAUACAGGGAUCCGUAAUAUAUAUGAGCUGAAAUUUUACUUGUAAUUUUUGUUGGAGUUCAAACAAGCGAUAAUUGACUCCUUGGAUAUUUAAAGGUUGUGUAAGUUCACUUUGUGAAUUAAUAUUUCUCUCAUAUGCUCGUGUUAUAAAUUAUUCAAUUUAGG